Messenger RNA from Didymodactylos carnosus, 534 nucleotides. Lineage: Eukaryota; Metazoa; Rotifera; Eurotatoria; Philodinida; Philodinidae. The record is from the annotation of a GenBank genome assembly.
AUGAUGGUUCAAGGUAACGAACCUAUCAGAAGAAGUAAUUAUCGUUUACCUCGAUCAACCAUUACCCAAGAUGACGGCUAUAAACCAAUCACAAAGAAAUGCAAUCGAGCGAAACCAUUGCGAGAAGGAAGAAGAAGAGGAAGAAAUGCGGUCAACAUCGAUCGGAGAACCGAAUCAAUUAAACACGUCGGUGAACGUACACCAAAAGAAAAAAUUAAAGCAGUUCAUCUCUUCCUAUCCUGGUAUAGCCAGAGAAAAAUACGGCCGAACGACAAAGCAAAUGAAUGGCCAAUCAAUGGCAGAAACAAUCCAGCAAGAUAUUCGGGCUCCUGUCGCUUAACCGAACAACUUCCACCGAUCGCCUCCACGGUGCGACGGAUCAAUGACAACGUAAAUCUUGGAGCCACCAAUGCAUACCGUCUCAAACCGUAUCGAGAGAACGAAAUGGAUGAAGAUCAAUCCAAAACGAGAAAGAGACCGAAACUUGGAACGCACAGGAGCGCGUCCCAGCUGGACGGGGGAGGACAAGAUUGA